GGCGCAAUUGCAUUGUUGGCAGAAGAAACGCAACAUGGAGGAAUGCACAUCCAACAGAGGAGCCGAAAAUCUCGACGAUCCGCCAAACAGUCGGCUCUUCAUCGUGAGCAGCCGCACUGUGACCGAAGAACAGAUACGAGACAGUUUCAGCGCGUACGGAGACAUCCAGGGAAUAUGGUUAGUCAAAGACAAAAACACGAAAGAGUCCCGGGGAGUCGCCUACGUGAAGUACGCCAAGUCCUCCCAGGCCUGCCUCGCCAUGGAGACGAUGAACGGACGGCUCCUGGGCGAAGGAACCAAACCCAUCAAGGUUUUUAUUGCCCAAUCCCGAAAUUCAAGCAAACACAGAGAUGUGGAGGAUGAGGACUUGACCCGAAUCUUCGUCAUGAUCCCAAAGACCUUCACAGAGGAGGACCUGGUCCAGACUUUCAAGGAGUAUGGAGAUAUCGAGUAUGCGAUAGUAAUCAAGAACAAAACCACAGGGGAGAGUAAAGGUCUGGGUUAUGUGCGAUACUAUAAACCGUCUCAGGCUGCGCUCGCCAUCGAGAACUGCGACAAAUCCUACAAAGCUGUUGUGGCAGAACCUCGUACUAAAUCUGGGACUGGAGAAGAUUAUGGGACGGCAACAGCGGCGUACAUGAACAGCGGAGACGCCAUGAGCCAGUACAGCUUUCCCAUGGCAGACGCGUCAGGUUACCAGUACUUGGACUACCGCUCUGGGGAGUACACCCGCAGCCUGAUGGUGAGCACCAGGGCGGCGCUGUCCCAGGAGCAGUUCUUUGCCCUGUUUGACCUGAUCCCUGGUCUGGAGUACUGUGAGCUGCAGCGGGACUACGGUCAGGCGCUGAUCCGCUACAACAACCUGGGCUCGGCCGUCUACGCCAAAGAGAAGCUGAAUGGAUUUGAGUAUCCUCCAGGAAACAGGCUGGUGGUGGCGUAUGUGGAGGACGGAGAGGACCGCACCAGCUCUGUGAAUCGCAUGGCUGUGCAGUACGUUGCGUCCCAGAUGAUGUCGGCGGUGUGGGGCGGAGCUUCCAGUGGUCACAUGAUGAAGCCCACGGGUUACUCGGCCGUGGGCCCUGUGUCCACUCGCAUUCAGACGGACGUGAACCUGCCGCCGCCGCAGAAACUGGCCCCUCGAGACAGUCAGUCCAAGGAGCGUCUGUUUGUGGUGUUCACCCCCACCGUCCUGCCUCUGGACGUGCUGGAGGACGUCUUCUGUCGCUUUGGUUCUCUGAUCGAAGUGCACCUGGUCCCCGGGAGGAAGGUUGGAUACAUGAAGUACGCCGAUAAACAGUGUGCGGAUGAAGCCAUGGCGAUGCUUCACGGGCGCUUUGUGAAUGGAGUGAAGAUGAAGGUCAUGUUGGCAGAUCCACCACGGGAGGAAUCUCACAAGCGCCCCCGCACUUACUAGAGUGGUACUACAACGCUUCUUGUUUCCUAGGCGACUGAUCAUGACACGUGACCUGACAGACCGGACC
Messenger RNA from Periophthalmus magnuspinnatus, 1481 nucleotides. It is a transcript of the gene rbm45, whose product is annotated as RNA binding motif protein 45. The transcript has 11 exons. Gene Ontology annotation, molecular function: RNA binding. NCBI's taxonomy places the organism in Eukaryota, Metazoa, Chordata, Actinopteri, Gobiiformes, Gobiidae. The coding region runs from base 35 to 1414 and encodes 459 amino acids. The record is from RefSeq and is a predicted model, not a curated record.